AUGUGUGCAGGAAUACUGGGAGUGGACGUGGGCGGACAUGGCACGCCACGACCUGCCAGCGCAGAUAGACCACAUCCUGGCAGCCUCUCACACGGGAGCGAGGCAGGUGUUCUACGUGGGCCACUCGCAGGUGCGUCCCUUGCUCCUUGCAGUGUGCGUCCCUUCCCUUGCUCCUUGCAGGUGCGUCCCUUGCUCCUUGCAGGUGCGUCCCCUUGCUCCUUGCAGGUGCGUCCCUUCCCUUGCUCCUUGCAGGUGCGUCCCUUGCUCCUUGCAGGUGCGUCCCUUGCUCCUUGCAGUUCCACCCACCUUCCUCACGCUGCUGUGCCACCGUAUGCCGUUGUGCUGCCGUGUGACUGGUCCUCUGUGCUGGUGUGCUUCUGUGCACCAGCACAUCGCCACUUCAUGGGCACGCUCACCUUCCUCUCCGCCCUCACUGCGGGUUACCUGCCACCCGCCACCAUCGCUGCUGCGUUCCUUCUCGCCCCUGUUACCUCCCUGGCACACCUCUCUUCACCCAUCGCCCACGAGGCAGCCAAGCUUGAUUUAGAUCGGGUCAUCUGCAUGCAUCAUGUCUCUUCCACCCUCUAUGCCAACACUGGAGCGCUUCCACACUCUCUCCUCUCCCCGCUGCUCCUCAUCUAUCCUCUCCCCGCUGCUCCUCAUCUCUCCUCCCUCGUCAGCUCUCCCUUCUCCUCGCCCCUCUACGUCGCCCUUCUCUCGCCGUUCUCCUUCUCCCUCCCCCUCUCCGCCCCUCUCUCCUCCCCCUCUCUUCCAUCUCCUCCAGCUGGUGAGAGCAACGCGCCUGCACGAGUUCAGCCUGCGCAAGUGAGUGCUGCGAGGGGAGUGCUGCGAGGGGAGUGCUGCGAGGGGAGUGCUGCGAGGGGAGUGCUGCAAGGGGAGUGCUGCAAGGGGAGUGCUGCAUGCACCUCUCCACGUGGCACCUCUCCACGUGGCACCUCUCCACAUGGCACUCCUCCAUGUGCAACUCACUUAGCAGCGCGCGACCUCGCAUGCCCCUCUUGUGCCUCCCCUUCUUGUGGGCAUGCCCUGGGCGAGCUGGUGGUUGCCAGUGCCUGCGCCUCUCCUCGUAUCAACUGCUCCUCCCUGCUCUCCGCAUUCACAGGCAUGCACCCCACCACCUCACCACCACCCCAUUAA
Closterium sp. NIES-65 is the source of this 1158-nucleotide messenger RNA. NCBI's taxonomy places the organism in Eukaryota, Viridiplantae, Streptophyta, Zygnematophyceae, Desmidiales, Closteriaceae. The record is from the annotation of a GenBank genome assembly.